AUGCUAAAACUGGACCAUGAAAUAUUUGACACAGACAUGAUCAUUGUGGACAAAACAAUGACGGACAUAUGUUUUGAGAACAUAAUUGUAUUCACAGAAGCAAGACCAGACUUUCAGUUAAAACUGGAAGUAUAUAGCUGUUGCAUGGAGGAAUCAUCUAUAACAAACACUCCCAAGAAACUUGCACGGAAGCUCAGAAACUCAAUUGGGAAAUCUGCUGGGAAGAAAUUUAAUUCAGAGACUGAAGAAUCUGAGCCAGAAGCUUUUGUGUUCUCAAAUCUUCACAUGCCGGGAGCAAAAUUCAACCUAUUGGCUCAUAUAGCAUUCACUUUGGACAGUGUAGAGGACAGCUUCAGAACCCAUACCAUUACUGUAGCUGGGCACGAGGAAUGCUCAUUUUGGCUGCCUUUAUAUGGUAGCCUGUGCUGCCGUUUAGUUGCACAGCCAGCCUGUUUGACAGAUGAAGUCAUGGUGGGGUUCCUUAACCAAGAGGAAAUGGUUGGUGGUGUUCGCAGCUGCAUCAAGCUAUACUGUGUACUGAAAGGUGCUAAUCUUCACUGCUACUAUACUCCAGAAGAGAUUGAAGCAAAAGUUGAACCAACAAUGAUCAUUCCUAUUAACAAGGAAACCAGAAUUAGAGCUGUAGAGAAAGAUUCCAAGAAAAGAACAAACAGUUUUUCUAUAAUCAACAUUGUAUGUGGGGAAGCCAUACCUAAAAUAUUCUCAGCUGAUAGCAGAGAAGACCUGCAGAAAUGGAUGGAAGCUUUCUGGCAGCAUUUUUACAACCUCAGUCAAUGGAAGCAUUGUUCUGAAGAAUUUAUGAAAUUAGAGAUUAUAUCACAGCGAAAACCACCAUUGUUUUCAACAAGAGAGGCAACUUCUGUGUAUCAUGAUAUGAGCAUCGGUUCACCUAUGAAGUUUGAGAGCUUAACAGAUAUACUGCACAGGAAAAUUGAAGAAACCAAUGGGCAGUUCUUAAUUGGACAGGAAGACUCUGCUUCUCUUCCUUGGACAGCAUUAUUUGAUGGUAACCACCAACUACACGUUGAGAAGAACACACUUUCUCCACCUUUAAAAGGAGAAGUAGAAAAUGUAAUAGAUGUCAAGGGAAAGAAGAGAAGGGCCCCACCACCACCACCAAAUAAGACACCCUAUACAGUUGGAGAACCAAAAAUCCCAGACCCAUCCGAAAAGGAAAACAUUUGGCCAAGAUCAAGUUUUUCUCGCAAGUCUCUUGAUGCAAAAUUGAAUUCCAUCAUGCAACAGUUCCAAAGGCCAAUGGCCGCCCCACGAAAACCAGUAUCGUCUGCUGAUACAAAAAUCUCAAGUACUGACCAGCUUCAGACAAGUAAUGAAGAGCUCUGUCCUUCCAGACCAGUACCAGCUCCAAGACAGAAGUCCAUAAAACAACGGCUGGAUCCUAGAUCAUGGCUUCAGAUACAAGAGUGA
Messenger RNA from Staurois parvus, 1449 nucleotides. NCBI's taxonomy places the organism in Eukaryota, Metazoa, Chordata, Amphibia, Anura, Ranidae. The record is from the annotation of a GenBank genome assembly.